Triticum turgidum subsp. durum (durum wheat) is the source of this 2016-nucleotide messenger RNA. The record is from the annotation of a GenBank genome assembly. NCBI's taxonomy places the organism in Eukaryota, Viridiplantae, Streptophyta, Magnoliopsida, Poales, Poaceae.
AUGGCGCAGAAGCGGCCGCUGGAGGCCGCCCCGCCGGAGCAGGAGGCGCCGCGGUCCCCGAGGAAGCGGCUGCGCCGGACGGUGCUCCUCAUGAUGUGGCUGGAGAGGAGGAGGGCGAGGGCGGUCACCGUCGGCCAGAUGGAGCACAUGGUUAGCCAGGCGCAACUGGAUAUGGCCAAACUGUUUAUGCUUCUCAUGGUGCUCGUCGCGCGGCUUGGCUCCAUGGAGAGGCUUCUCCUCGACCUCCCCAACAUAGUCCAGACAUUGUUGGCGCAGCAGUUUGAUGCUCUUCACAGAUCUGUGAUGGUAUCCAUACAAGAUACGAUUCGAUCGACUGUACAGACAGAGAUACAAGGACGGCAAGCAGCUUCACUUCCUAAUGGCAUUAAUGAACCUCCUAGGCAGAUAUCAGAAGGUUUUCCUGAAACUGGAGGCAUCACUGGAGUCAAGCUGCGCUUUGUCGAUGUUGACAGACCAAUAGAUACACUUUUCACUGGUUAUCCAGUGCAGUGGCAGAAUGGAGGAAACGCUAAGAUAGCGAUCUUUGAAAAUGAUAGGCAAAUCAUGCAGGGAGACCUUUCUAAAUUGCAAAUUGAGAUUUUAGCAGUCCAUGCUGAUUUCUUUACGGAGCAAGGACAAGCGGACUUCACCAAGGAGGAAUUGAACAAGCAGAUAUAUAUGCAUAAAGGGAAAGAGUUAGUGUUGUCAACUGUUAAUCUAACAAAUGGCGAGUCCUCUCUUGGUUCCUUCGUUUUUCCAGAGAGCUCCCAUGGGAAAAAGUUAAGAUUAACAGCACGAGUGAAAAGGCAGGUUCUUACUACCAGAGUUCAGGAAGCAAUCACUGAUCCUUUUGUCGUCAAAGACCGCCGAAGUGAAUUAAAUAAAAAGAGUUAUCCUCCGUCUAAAGAAGAAGCAGUACAUUGUUUGGAGAAAAUUUCUCUAAAGGGAAAACAUUGUGCUAUCCUUGUUGAGAAAAAUAUCACUACAGUGAAGCACUUGAUGCGUCAGUACCACAGGGAUGAAUCUGUUCUCCAAAAGCUUAUUGGCAUGAAGAAAGGGGAUUGGAAUACCAUGAUUAAACAUGCCAACACGUCUGUUCCUGGGGAUGAGAUCUAUUCCUAUUGGGUUCCAGAGGAUAAUUGUGAAAUCUUAUUCAAUGAUUUCUAUGAUCUUGUCGGUAAGAUGACUGAUAACUACGUUCCUUACAGUGUCAACAACGUCAAUCAGUUUCCACAGCAUAAAGUGAACAAUUGGAAAAAGUCUGCGUAUAAGAAGUUUGAUGAGCGGGAGAGCUCAGGUGGUCUUACCCCUGAUUACUUCAUGAACGAUGGCCGCCCUGUCCGUGCAAUGCCUCUGAACAAUGAUGCAGGUCCUUCUGUACAAGCUAGACCAACAUGGCAAUAUCCUAAUGACAUGGCUGGACAACAUGAAUUUGGUGAUCGACGCCCAUUGAAUGGGUUCUCACGGGCCGCAGUCCUGUCAAACAAUGAUGCCGGUCCUUCAAACCAAGAAACACUACCGUUUUCACAGCCCACGUAUGGACAGACUAUGCAUCAAGAUAGUUUUGGGGAUCAACUUGCUGUAGGAACUCCUUACUAUCUGGCCCAGGGAAAUUUCAUAAAUGAUCAGGGACAGGGAUCAUUUUCAGCAGAGCCAACUAUUCCGUCCCACAUUCCUGUACCAGUUCCAGAGGAUGACCCAAUCACAUUCACAGCUGCAAGUCUAACUGGCCAACAGAAUGGACACUUGAGCUUCUCGACAACUGAUGCUCCUGUUACUUCUUAUCCUGUAGCAGGUAUCGCUGGGACUUCCUCAGAUGGAGUUAGUCUGGGAACCUCUUCAGUUAACAGUGUGCAGGCUGACAUCUUCAGUGGGUUAAGUCCAUUUGAAUCAGAGGAAUUGCUAGAACUACAAACACAUCUGACAGAGCAGGACUUCGUGCAAGCUAACAUCGCAGAACUGCCGAAUUCCGACAGCCAAUUUUACGGUUAUGAACAUGAUGGCGGCGACCGCUGA